Messenger RNA from Aspergillus oryzae RIB40, 1212 nucleotides. RefSeq names its product S8 family peptidase. The record is from RefSeq and is a predicted model, not a curated record. The transcript has 4 exons. Gene Ontology annotation, biological process: proteolysis. NCBI's taxonomy places the organism in Eukaryota, Fungi, Ascomycota, Eurotiomycetes, Eurotiales, Aspergillaceae. Gene Ontology annotation, molecular function: serine-type endopeptidase activity. The coding region runs from base 1 to 1212 and encodes 403 amino acids.
AUGCAGUCCAUCAAGCGUACCUUGCUCCUCCUCGGAGCUAUCCUUCCCGCGGUCCUCGGUGCCCCUGUGCAGGAAACCCGCCGGGCCGCCGAGAAGCUUCCUGGAAAGUACAUUGUCACAUUCAAGCCCGGCAUUGACGAGGCAAAGAUUCAGGAGCAUACCACCUGGGCUACCAACAUUCACCAGCGCAGUCUGGAGCGUCGUGGCGCCACUGGCGGUGAUCUUCCUGUCGGUAUUGAGCGCAACUACAAGAUCAACAAGUUCGCCGCCUAUGCAGGCUCUUUCGACGAUGCUACCAUUGAGGAGAUUCGCAAGAACGAAGAUGUUGCCUACGUCGAGGAGGACCAGAUCUACUACCUCGAUGGCCUGACUACCCAGAAGAGUGCCCCCUGGGGUCUGGGCAGCAUUUCCCACAAGGGCCAGCAGAGCACCGACUACAUCUACGACACUAGUGCCGGCGAGGGCACCUAUGCCUACGUGGUGGAUAGCGGUGUCAAUGUCGACCAUGAGGAGUUCGAGGGCCGCGCCAGCAAGGCCUACAACGCUGCCGGUGGUCAGCAUGUGGACAGCAUUGGCCAUGGCACCCACGUUUCCGGCACCAUUGCUGGCAAGACUUAUGGUAUCGCCAAGAAGGCCAGCAUCCUUUCGGUCAAAGUUUUCCAGGGUGAAUCGAGCAGCACUUCCGUCAUUCUUGACGGCUUCAACUGGGCUGCCAACGACAUUGUUAGCAAGAAGCGUACCAGCAAGGCUGCAAUCAACAUGAGCUUGGGCGGUGGCUACUCUAAGGCUUUCAACGAUGCGGUCGAGAACGCAUUCGAGCAGGGUGUUCUCUCGGUUGUCGCUGCCGGUAACGAGAACUCUGAUGCCGGCCAAACCAGCCCUGCCUCUGCCCCUGAUGCCAUCACUGUUGCCGCUAUCCAGAAGAGCAACAACCGCGCCAGUUUCUCCAACUUUGGCAAGGUCGUUGACGUCUUCGCUCCCGGUCAAGAUAUCCUUUCUGCCUGGAUUGGCUCUUCCUCUGCCACCAACACCAUCUCUGGUACCUCCAUGGCUACUCCCCACAUUGUCGGCCUGUCCCUCUACCUCGCUGCCCUUGAGAACCUCGAUGGCCCCGCUGCCGUGACCAAGCGCAUCAAGGAGUUGGCCACCAAGGACGUCGUCAAGGAUGUUAAGGGCAGCCCUAACCUGCUUGCCUACAACGGUAACGCUUAA